Opisthorchis viverrini is the source of this 273-nucleotide messenger RNA. RefSeq lists its product as hypothetical. The transcript has a single exon. The coding region runs from base 1 to 273 and encodes 90 amino acids. NCBI's taxonomy places the organism in Eukaryota, Metazoa, Platyhelminthes, Trematoda, Opisthorchiida, Opisthorchiidae. The record is from RefSeq and is a predicted model, not a curated record.
AUGAAAAAAGGAAGAGCUUUAGAAGCUCCUUCCAAUAAGGGACCAGACGAAGAGGAGGACAUGCUCCCUGGAAGAUCACAAUUUCGAUCCAGAGGUCGCGGUCCUCGAAGAGAAUUCGUCAUUCUACCACCCAGUAUAGUUCAAAGUUUCACUUGGGCAACUUGGAAGUACUAUCCACCUUUGCAGCUGUGUGAACGCAUUUUUCCAUUCGCAAGCGAAUUGAUGAUUCACAUUUCGGUUAUCGUCCAGCUGUAUCACCCUUUCGAGGCCUAG